AUGCUGCGCCGCUUCACAGCAGUAUGGCGUUAUGCGGCAAACGGUGGUAGCUGGAAGAGGAAACGUUCUAGCUUGGCGCGGUGCACAGUCAUUCGCUCUCGUAUGCCUUCUAUUGAUCCCUCUUCCGCUUCCCUUUCUUCGCUUGGCGGCAGCAUUAACCACGGCGAACUCACAAAGUCUUUUUCUAACUCCGAAACAGCAAAAGUAACAAACAAAGGUGAAAUGACUGAUAACAAGGGAACCAUUGGCAAAGGUCCACUUCAAAACUUUGACGAUGAGCUAAACUUUCCAAAAAUGGAGGAGGAGGUCCUGGAGCUCUGGGAAAGGGUGGACGCGUUUCGUGAAUCUUUUAAGCAGUCCGAGGGAAAAAAACGCUACACCUUUUACGAUGGUCCACCAUUUGCCACAGGUUUGCCUCACUACGGUCACCUUUUAGCUGGCACCAUCAAGGAUAUCGUCUGCCGCUACGCCCAUCAAACUGGGCACUGUGUGGAGCGUCGAUUUGGGUGGGAUUGUCAUGGACUUCCUAUUGAGUACGAGAUUGACAAGAAACUCGGGAUUAAGACGUCCCAUGAUGUGAUGGCUCUUGGCAUCGACAAGUAUAAUGACACAUGCCAGAGUAUUGUAAUGCGUUAUUCCGAGGAGUGGCGCAAGACGGUAACCCGCAUGGGACGUUGGAUUGACUUUGAUAACGACUACAAGACGAUGUAUAUGUCGUAUAUGGAGUCUGUUUGGUGGGUCUUCAGGCAGCUAUGGGAUAAGGGUCUCAUCUACCGCGGUUUUAAGGUGAUGCCGUUUUCAACAGCGUGUAGCACGCCACUCAGCAACUUUGAGGCCAAUUCAAAUUAUAAGACUGUGAACGAUUCAUCGGUUUUGGCGAGAUUUCGGACUAGGGAUGAUCCAAACACGUACUUUAUCGCUUGGACAACAACGCCGUGGACACUGCCAAGUAAUUUGGCACUUUGUGUUCAUCCCGAUUUGGAUUAUGUAAAGGUGUUGGAGUCCAAGACGAAGCGACACUACAUUGUGGGUGAGGUGCGUCUUUCAGAGGUCUUUCCAAGCAAGAAGAAGAGUGGUAAUGCGAAUACCGAAGCUCCACCGUACACCAUCGUUAGCCGCAUGAAGGGGAAAGAUCUCAUUGGAACCAAAUACGAACCACUUUUUCCCUAUUUUAAAUCUGUGUAUGGGGAAACCGCUUACCGCGUCAUUGGUGACACGUACGUUGAAACAGAUAGUGGUACGUGUGUUGUGCAUCAAGCGCCUGGAUUUGGUGAGGAUGAUUUUCGGAUAUGCAUCUCCAAUGGUAUUGUUAACAAGGAGAAAGUGUUAUGCCCUGUUGAUGAGAACGGGCGAUUUCAUGCAGAUGUGCAAGAUUUUGCUGGUCGCUACGUGAAGGACACGGAUGAUGACAUUUUGAAGUACUUGGAUGCCAAAGGUCUGCUGCACAGCAAAGGCUCUGUGGCCCACAGCUAUCCCUUUUGUUGGCGAAGUGAGACGCCGUUGAUUUACAAGGCUGUGGACUCUUGGUUUGUUAACGUGGAAUCAAUGCAUGAUAGGCUGCUGGAAGCGAAUUCAAAAACAGAAUGGGUGCCCAACUUUGUUAAGACUCGGCGCUUUUCUAACUGGCUGGAAGGUGCCAAGGAUUGGAAUCUCUCCCGCAACCGCUACUGGGGUACACCCUUGCCCGUUUGGCAUAGUGAAGACUGGGAAGAAGUGGUGUGUGUUGGCAGUGUGAAGGAGCUUGAGGAGCUUUCCGGCGUGACUAACAUCGAAAACAUCCACCGGCAAUUUGUGGAUGGAAUUACAAUUCCUAGCAAGAGGCCAGGCAUGCCUCCGUUACGUCGUGUCGAAGAGGUCUUUGACUGUUGGUUUGAGUCGGGAUCGAUGCCAUAUGCUCAGUCUCACUACCCUUUUGAGAAUAAGGAGGAAUUUGAACAGGGGGGAUUUCCAGCUGAUUUUGUGGCGGAAGGGUUGGAUCAAACCCGGGGGUGGUUUUACACACUGCUUGUUCUUGGCGUCGCACUUUUUAAUACCUCACCAUUUAAAAAUGUCGUGGUAAACGGUCUCAUCCUUGCGGAAGAUGGAAAGAAGAUGAGCAAGCGGCUGAAGAACUAUCCUGAGCCAUCGAAAGUUAUUCAUACACAUGGUGCUGAUGCUUUGCGUAUGUAUCUUAUUAACUCUCCGGUGGUUCGCGCAGAGCCUCUGUGUUUUCGCGCCCAGGGUGUCCGCGGCAUUGUCAAGGAUGUGUUGCUGCCACUUUUCCAUGCCACCAAAUUCUUUAUUGCAAAUGCUAACUACUGUGUUUUGAGUGGUGGAAAUGUUUCGCUGGACGUUGUCAGCACAAAUGAGAUGGAUCGGUGGAUUUUGGCGUCCACUCAAACCCUACAACGAUACGUCAAGAAGGAGAUGGAUGUAUACCACUUGUACAACGUCGUUCCAGGUGUACUUCGAUUUGUUGUGGAUCUGUCCAACUGGUAUGUUCGCAUGAAUCGCCGCCGUAUGAAGAACACCGUGGACCAAGAAGAUCGUUCGCAGGCUCUAUCAACGAUGCUCACGGUGCUCUUCUCCGUUUCCCGCAUCAUUUCUCCCAUUUCUCCGUUUGUGGCAGAGAUGCUGUAUCAGCGCAUCAAGCCGCUUCUUCCUGCGUCACAGCACAUGGAUUCAGUGCACUAUCUCAUGUUUCCCGAGGAAGAUAAGGGAAAACGUGACGAACUGCUGGAACGCGCCAUGAAGCGCAUGAUCGUCAUUGUCGAGCUUGCCCGUGUGCUUCGGGACCGUAUGGUGAUUUCCAUGAAACGUCCUGUGCGACAGGCUGUUAUUGUGCAUCCUGAUCCGGCCUACCUGGAUGAUGUUCGCCGUGUGGUUCAAUACAUUAAGGAUGAGGUUAACGCAUUUGAUGUGGUCCUAUCAUCUGGUGAGGAAUACAUCAUAACACAACUGGAUGCCAAUAUGGAAGCCUUGGGAAAACGUCACCGCAGCGAGGCUCCUCGGCUCCGCAAGGCAGUUCAACAAAUGUCACACGACGAAGUUGCAAGCUUCCUUAAGAACGGAAGGGCAGAAGUGUGCGGAGUCCCCCUCACGUUGGACGACGUCAAAGUUGUUCGCAAGAUUAGGGAUGGAAUUGUCGACUUCGAAAGCAACACCGACAAUGAUGUGGUGGUGCUCCUGGAUAAACGCGAGGAUCAGGCUCUGGUGGAUUCCUGGCGGGCGCGGGAGUUUGUUAACCGCGUACAGCAAUUACGAAAGAAGGCAAAACUUGUGGUAACAGACAUGGUGGACGUGUACUUUGAGUCCGAGGACUUGGAGCUCACAAACUCCAUCCUCAACUGCGCUCAGCAAAUAAAUAUGACCAUUCAGGGAAAAUGGGAUACGAUGAACAAGAUGCCAGCAGCCGCAAAACUUGUUGCUGAGGAAGACAACAACAUUUCUGGCGUUGGUAUCAAGAUUGUCUUCACGGAGGUUUUGGCUUGA
Messenger RNA from Trypanosoma rangeli, 3471 nucleotides. RefSeq names its product isoleucine--tRNA ligase. Gene Ontology annotation, molecular function: tRNA binding; ATP binding; isoleucine-tRNA ligase activity. The transcript has a single exon. The record is from RefSeq and is a predicted model, not a curated record. Gene Ontology annotation, biological process: isoleucyl-tRNA aminoacylation. Bases 1 to 3471 code for a protein of 1156 amino acids. NCBI's taxonomy places the organism in Eukaryota, Euglenozoa, Kinetoplastea, Trypanosomatida, Trypanosomatidae.